Messenger RNA from Erpetoichthys calabaricus (reedfish), 3190 nucleotides. It is a transcript of the gene vopp1b, whose product is annotated as VOPP1 WW domain binding protein b. The record is from RefSeq and is a predicted model, not a curated record. The transcript has 5 exons. The coding region runs from base 36 to 578 and encodes 180 amino acids. Lineage: Eukaryota; Metazoa; Chordata; Cladistia; Polypteriformes; Polypteridae. Gene Ontology annotation, cellular component: cytoplasmic vesicle membrane.
UGUGGGUAUGGAUUUGUGCAUGACUGGGCCUUUAAAUGGAGUUCACAGCUGAUUCCUGCCUCAUGUCUGGUGCUGCCAGGCUUGGCUCUAGUCUAUCCGUGACUGUGAGCUGGGGUAAGAACUGUAUAGAAGCCAAGAAAUACUGCUGGUAUUUUGAAGGGGGAUAUCCUACAUAUUUUAUAUGCCGCUCAUACGAAGACUGUUGUGGUACAAGAUGCUGUGUAAGGGCGCUCUCUAUACAAAGGCUCUGGUAUUUCUGGUUGCUUCUCAUGAUGGGUGUGCUCUUUUGUUGUGGGGCUGGCUUUUUCAUCAGAAGGAGGAUGUACCCCUCACCGCUAACGGAUGAGCCUUCAUUCAAUGUUUCAUUCACCAGGCAGCCUAUCAACACCACACCAAGUUCUCAGCAGCCAGGCAUGCAGCCCUACGGCGGCCCAGGAGGAUCGGUCAACCCAAUCGCGCCAGCUUUCCAGGUGCAGCCCAAAUCUCCACAUCUCAAUCCUCCUUACCCACCUCCACCUUCUUACUGCAACCAGCCUCCUCCACCCUACGAGCAAGUGGUGACGUCAUCUGAGAAGUAAAAAACUGGGACCUGCAUUGGCUGGGCAACAUCUUUCUGUGUUUUGUUUUUAAUGAUCGUAUGAUAUAUGGUGCAGCCUGUUCUUAACCAGGGAGAAUGUUUAAAAAAAAUAAAAAAAAUAAAUUUAAAAAAUCCAGGCGGAUUGCCUGGAGUCACCCAAGUGAACGACUUGAACCUGGCUGUGCAAUGUGGACGAAAUCUACUCAAAUGGUGUGGGAGGUCAGCGUUGGAGAGGCUUCUUUUCUAAUACAUUUAGAGUUUUCUUGUGCGGUGUGUUUCCUAGAUGUUGGAUUAAUGCUGUUUAGGACUUAUAUAUGGGACAAGGGGUUACAUUGUUAUUUUUCCAAUUUAUCUUGUUGUUCAUUUUUUCCUUAAUAUAUUAUACAUGUACAGUUAUUCUGGUGGGAAAAUUGAAGCUGCAAAUUUAACAUCAAGUGCCUGGCGAGCAGAGUGCAAGAGACAGAAGCUAGUAGUCGACAGCGGAGCCGAGACCAUCAUGUAAUGCGGCUGAAAGUGCACUGUGGGUCGUGUGUGUGAUAUGAUGAGGAAGAAUUGAGGAGUUCACUGGAAACUGUGUAGCUUGACAGAUGCUGCAGUUCCCAUGUGAGGGACCAGAAAGCCCCUUGGCAGUUCUGUGCAUCCUCUGACGUGUGGCCAAGACACACUAAGACACCCAUGGAUUUCUUUUUUGUUUCAGUUUAAUCACACCUGUAGGACACGACGGUCAUUUUGAGGCCUGAAUUUCUUACAGGUGUUGAGUUAUGAGACGAUUCCAGAGGUUUACGUCCACUUAUCGCCAAUGCCAAUAGAGCGUAUUUACGAGCACAAGCAAUAUUAGGAAGACUUUGAGGAACACAGAAAAUGACUGUCAUUUAAGAUGUUUCAUCUCCUGUUGACUCCUUUGUUUCCAAGUGUUCCUUUAUCUAUUUUUGGAACGUUGAAGCACAACUCAUUAACUAGACCAUCUUAACAUUCUGAGAGGUACCCGGGACUGUCGAAACUGCUCUGACACAGUUCAUGUACAUAUUGCAGUUCUACACUCUGCCAAACUCACCGUUUCUGGUUUUCAUUCCAGCUGAACAAAUUAUUCAUAUCAUUUCGGAUUUCAUUUCUGUUCUUAUCUUGUCCAGGAAAGCUUGGCUUAAAUUUAAAUAGUUAAGGGAUUGCAGUACAUUGUAGCACCUCAGAGGUUUCUAAUCUAGCUUUAUAAAUGGUUUGCUCUGGAAUAUUUAGUGACAGUGAAUCCUGCUAAGGCUGGGGUCACUCUUGAUCUCGUUGCCUUGAGGAUGCCAUAUCACAUGACUACAUUUAACAGAGGAUAAUGCCAGACUACACGACUCCCUUACCACUUGUCAGCAAGUUUCUUAUGUCCUGCUGCAUCACAGAAGCAUCGCUAGGUUGGUAGCUGAUCAACGUGGAGCAUCUCUGUGGCAUGACAAAGGUGAGAUGUCAAAUAGCUGGUUGUACCGACUCCAAAGUUCCAUGAACCACUCCUCUGCGUUCUUAACGUCUGCAGCUUUCAUAAGCUGAUGGCUUUCUCUUAAUGUCUGCUCACAUGUUUACUCAUUACAAUGGCAAUCAAAUAUUUGCCACACAUCCCUCAACUCCAUCCUAUGUUGAGGUCCAUCCCUGCCCAGGGUGUCCUGCGUUGACUGAGUGAGCCAAUGAUGGACGUGGGCCUAAACAAGCAAGGAGUCGUUUGGCUAGAAAUUGGAGCAGUUUGAUCCGUAUCCAAAAAAUGGAAUAAGUUGUUAAAAGUUAGUGUCUUUUACCUCAUGUCUAACUUCAAUUAAUAAUUGUUUACUUAAUAAUUAUUUAAUAUUUCUUUAGUCACUAGUUUGAAAGGGAGUAAAGCAUGCUUGGCAUGGAACCAGUUUCAUGUCUUCAGACAUACUUAAUCCUACAAUAAAAGUUACUUUUCAGAUACAGGUAUGUGUGUGAAUACGAAACAAGGUUGAUGUGUCACUGGGGAAAGCUGAUUAAAUUUACAAACCAUUUGGGUUGUGAUUAAUGAGAAAACAUUUUGAUCAGAAUUAAUCAAGCCUUAGAUUUUGUUCUAUCAUACAAACCAUAAGUUUCCUAAAAAGCAAAGCAGAUAUUGCUUAUUAUAAUAAUCCAGCUGCUUCUUGUGAAAUAAAGAAAUGGCAAAUAAGAAUGCAAAUUCUGUUAAAAAGCUCACCUGGAAUGAAAACCGCUAACUGGCAAUGGGGUUGGGGGGGGUUUGGGGGAGGCAAUGGCGUAGCGGGUUUUGUUGCAGCGUCAUUUGAUAAUUUCUUUGUGGUGUGCCCCUUCUUACAAAGCAUACCAGAUUAUGGGAUGGUAAUUUGGAAUUUGGGUUUUUAAUCAUUUUAGGUCUCCCAGGAGGGACUUUAUUCUUUCGAUUCCUUAAUUAGUUUUUUUUUUUCCUUUGUUCAUUCUGAGCGGAUUGGUUUUACAUAGAAUUUUUGUGAAGCUGUGCUUGUUUACCAUUAUGACCAAAAUGCGUUAAAAAAAAUUAAAUAACAAUAAUCCUUUCACUCUGUGGAAGAUCAUUCCAUUUUUAGAACUGUUUUUAAGAAUUGUAAAUACUGCUAGCUGUAGUAUUAAUAAGCCAUUAAAGAAUUUCCUUCCAUA